Necator americanus (New World hookworm) is the source of this 2691-nucleotide messenger RNA. RefSeq lists its product as uncharacterized. The record is from RefSeq and is a predicted model, not a curated record. Gene Ontology annotation, molecular function: threonine deaminase activity; L-serine ammonia-lyase activity. The transcript has 26 exons. The coding region runs from base 1 to 2691 and encodes 896 amino acids. Lineage: Eukaryota; Metazoa; Nematoda; Chromadorea; Rhabditida; Ancylostomatidae. Gene Ontology annotation, biological process: L-threonine catabolic process; L-serine catabolic process.
AUGUUGCGAAUUUUGGGAGCACUACGCAGUUCACCGCGUUCGUUCGUUCGACUAUGCAGCACAGGAACGGUGAGCACAACCAUCGUUAUCUAUAUUUGUUCUAUUGAAGGAGGAAUAGUGCGAACUGAUUGCCGAUAUUCGAGGCUCAUUUCAAAACUGACAGGAUGUGAGGUGUUCAUAAAAAUGGAGGUGAACCAGGAUACUGGAAGUUUCAAAGAAAGAGGUGGUCGAUUCGCACUAUUGAAUCUGUCUGAUGAGGAGAAGAAGAAUGGCGUGUACGCAGCGUCUGCGGGAAAUCAUGCCCAGGCUAUAGCAAUUCACGGAAAACAACUUGGCAUACAAGUGAACGUUGUGAUGCCCCGUCAUGCUCCAUUGAUGAAAAUCACAAAAUGCAAAGAUCUUGGUGCUAAUGGAAAAGAUCUUAGCGUGUCGCGUCAACUCGCUCUCAAACUCGCUAAGGAGAGAGGAGGGAAAUAUAUCAACGGAUAUGACAUGAUAGAUGUACUUGCUGGUGCUGGCACGGUUGCAACCGAAAUUCUCGAUCAGGUCCCCAAUGUCGACGCAAUACUUUCGCCAUCUGGUGGUGGUGGCCUGUUGGCUGGCUGUUGCGUAGCAGCCAAGACUCUCUCGCCCAGCACAAAAGUUAUUGGCUUAGUUCCAGAAACGAUGCCUUCAAUGCUUAAAUCCCUGGAAGCGGGAAAAGUUGUAACUAUCAAGAACAAUCCGACGCUAGCUGAUGGUUUAGCCGUUCCAACAGUCGGCGUCAAUUCUUUCCAAACGAUAAAAAACUUGGUGGACAAGGUUGUCGCCGUGAAAGAAACUGAUAUAGCCGUCGGAAUUUUGCGACUGAUUGAAACUGAAAAAGUUGUCACUGAGGGAGCCGGUGCAAUCGGUGUAGCCGCUCUAUUAGCUGGAAAUCUUCCUGAACUAUCCGGAAAAAGAGUCGUAUGCAUUUUGAGCGGUGGUAAUAUCGAUUCCACCAUGGUAGGAAGGUGUAUUGAGAAAGGAUUGGCGGUGGAUAAUCGUCUAGUACGGUUCGAAGCCCUUAUCUCGGAUCGUCCCGGUGGUGUUUCUGAACUAGCAAAACUUGUUGCAGAUACUGGAGCCAGUGUUAAGGGAAUGUCUAUGGAACGAGCGUUUCACCGCAGUGACGCUUUUACUACGAACUGCAAAGUCGUAGCGGAGACACGCGGACUUGACCAUACAUUGGAGCUUAAUAGCGUCCUCAAGAAAAGACGCAUGAUAUCUUGCAUAAAAUUAAGUUAUCAGAAGAAAUUCUGUUAUGGUGAACUCAAUGAAGGAACACUUCCAGUUCAUUCCACGCUUUUUGAAGUGCGGUCACCUCAGAUGCUGUCAAAAUUAAGGUCCACAUAUACAAAGCUGCUACCUUCUCUUCGAUAUAUUUCGAUUCAAAGUACGACUGAAUAUUUUGACCCUCAUUGCGAUCCAAAGAAUCCCAAAAACCUGGAACUUUCGGAAAUAACAGAUGCUUACAAAAGGAUCAAGGGAAGCGUCAUCCAUACCAGUUGCAGGAAGUCACGUUAUUUUUCGAAGAUGGCUGGGUGUAGCGUUCUUUUCAAAGCAGAAAACAAACAGCGAACUGGAAGCUUCAAAGAACGAGGAGCAAGAAAUGCGUUGUUGCGCCUUUCAGAGGAUGAACGCAAGAAAGGAGUGGUGGUCGGUUCAAACGGAAACUACGCGGAAGCAAUGGCGUGGCAUGGUAAGCAACUUGGUGUACCAGUAACUGUGGUGAUGCCGCGUUACGCAGCACUGAGUACAAUUUCCGUCUGCAAAGAUUUGGGGUCGAAUGUUGUUGUUGAGGGGAAAGAUCACGCCGAAGCACGAAGAAUAGCUUUCAAGAUUGCUCAAGAAAAUGGUGGUAAGUUUAUCGAUGGUCACGAUCACGUUGACGUCAUCGCCGGUGCCGGAACUAUUGCUCUUGAAAUACUGGAGGAGGUGAAAGAUGUUGAUGCAAUUCUUGUUCCCGUUGGUGGAGCUGGGCUGUUAGGUGGCAUAUCGGUCGCUGUUAAACAAACCUCUCCAAAAACAAAAGUGAUCGGUUUGGAAUCAGAAGCAUCUCCAUCCUUUAGUGCUGCACUCAAAGCAGGCCAACCAGUUACCAUUAAAAUCCAACCGUCAUUAGCUGCUUCUCUUGCAGUGUCAAGAGUUGGAUACAAUUCGUUCAAUAUAGCCAAAGGAAAUGUUGAUGAAAUUGUUACCGUCAAAGAGCUGGACUUGUCGAUAGCGAUAUUGAGAAUGCUCGAGAAAGAAAAGAUGUUGGUUGACGGUGCGGGAGCAAUGGGACCAGCUGCACUGUUGGCUGGUGGUGUCCAAGGACUUCCUGGUAAAAAGAUUGUUUGUGUGUUAAGCGGUGGAAACAUCGACAGUACUGUUGUUGGUCGAAGUAUUGAGAAAGGUUUGAUCGCUGAUGAUCGCCUCGUGAUGUUUGAUGUACUCAUUGCUAAUCGAUCAGGUAGUAUUAGCGAAGUGAUCGAAAUCGCAAACAAUACUGGAGGAUGCAUUAAGGAUAUUGCACUGGAGCAUGUAUUCCACAAAUUUGGUAUGUUUGACGUGAAAUGCAGAAUUAUUAUGGAAACACGUGGCAUCGAUCAUUCUUACCAGUUGAAAAAUGUUCUGCUUGAAAGGUACGGGAAAAAUUGUGAGUUUUUCAUGAAGAGAGAAAAGAUAUGA